Molecule: messenger RNA, 418 nt
Organism: Caenorhabditis angaria
Lineage: Eukaryota; Metazoa; Nematoda; Chromadorea; Rhabditida; Rhabditidae
Source: the annotation of a GenBank genome assembly
AUGAAUUUUAUGCAAAUAAAUUGUCGAAAAAAAGAGAAACGCAAAAAAGUUCGAGAGAAAAAACAAACAGAGUGAGUUUUAUGAGGAAAAACCAGGAAAAUAAAAUAAUAUUCAUUUUUUCAGAGAAGAUCCAUUUGCAGAAUUGAAAAUGAAUUUGGCUAAUCAAGAAAAACAAACACAAUCAGAUUCUUUGAAAGAUUGUUCGUUUCGAGAUGAAAAAAAUCCAUUGUAUAAUGCAUCAAAAAGUCGAGAAUGUCAGAAUACUAAAAUUGGAGAUGAAAAAGAAAAAGAGAAGACAACUCCAGUUGAAACAGCAAAACAAAAUAUAUCAACUGUACAGACAACUGUCAAAGAAAGUCCGACUCAACCAUCAAAAAUUUCUAAAAUUGAAGAAUCAACUAAUAAUCGGCUAAAGUAA